Prosopis cineraria is the source of this 1221-nucleotide messenger RNA. Its product is annotated as BURP domain-containing protein 3-like. NCBI's taxonomy places the organism in Eukaryota, Viridiplantae, Streptophyta, Magnoliopsida, Fabales, Fabaceae. The transcript has 4 exons. The record is from RefSeq and is a predicted model, not a curated record. Bases 115 to 1041 code for a protein of 308 amino acids.
AUAUCUCAGGGACAAUAAUUGAUUAACAUUCUCCCUCUUUCUAGGAUUCCUAUAAGUUCCUCUGUAAUGUCAUGAACUGAUUAUUAUUUCCAGCUUCAAUGCAUUGUUUCUUCAAUGAUGAAGUUUUCAUUCCAACCCAUCGUUGCUUUUCUCGGAUGCAGGUUGCAUUACUGCUGGCAACGCAUGCUGCCUUACCUCCUGAGCUUUACUGGAAGUCCAUGUUUCCCACUACUCCCAUUCCUAAAUCAUUGGCACAUCUUCUUCCCCCUCAUGUCAGGUUGUGGCACCACCAUCCAUGGAGGGACCGAAUACAGACUCGAAGAUAGAUCAUGCUUCGACUAUUGUUAUAAGAACAAUGGGAAAAAGCUAGACGAUAACGCCAACACAGCUCUUUUCUUCUUGGAGGAGGACUUGAAGGCUGGUCACAAAAUGAACUUGCUCUUCAAGCAAGCCUCCAACCAAGCAUUCUUUUUGCCUCGUGAAAUCGUGAAAUCCAUUCCCUUUUCUUCAAACAAGGUGGCUGAAAUAUUGAACGAGUUUGCUGUGAAGCCUGGGUCAAUAAAUGCUGAGGUUAUGAAGAAUACAAUUGAACUUUGUGAGGACUCAGGGAUUAAAAGAGAGGAGAAGUAUUGCGCAACAUCUUUAGAAUCCUUGGUUGAUUUUAUUACUUCCAAGCUUGGGAGACACGUGGAAGCUUUGUCUACAGAAGUGGUGAUGGAAACAAAGAAGCACGAAUACACAAUAAUGCAUGGAGUAAAAAAGGUGGGAGUAGAGAAAAAAGUGGUGGUGUGCCACAAGCUUAGUUAUGUGCAUGCUGUGUUUUACUGUCACAAAAUAGAGAACACAGUCGCCUAUACGGUGUCGUUGAAGGGGGCUGAUGGGAGCAAAGUGAAAGCUAUAAGUGUAUGUCAUAGAGACACGUCACAGUGGAAUCCAAAACAUUUAGCCUUCCAAAUGCUAAAAGUCAAGCCAGGGAGUGUUCCUAUAUGCCACUUUCUUUUUCAAGACACCAUUGCGUGGGUUCAAACACAAAUUAGGUGAUUUCACAAAUUAGAUGGUAUGUUGAGAGAGAGAGUGUGUAUAAGAAAAUCAGGAUUUAGCGAGGACCAUAUUCCUCGCUAAAUCAAAUCCAUUCAUCGCUAACAUUAAUUUAGCGAGGAAUUAUUUUUCUCGCAAAAUACAUAGUUAAAUGAUGGGUCUCUAAUAUUUAGUGAGGGUUAA